This is a messenger RNA of Psilocybe cubensis, 552 nucleotides long. RefSeq lists its product as uncharacterized. The coding region runs from base 1 to 552 and encodes 183 amino acids. NCBI's taxonomy places the organism in Eukaryota, Fungi, Basidiomycota, Agaricomycetes, Agaricales, Agrocybaceae. The transcript has 2 exons. The record is from RefSeq and is a predicted model, not a curated record.
AUGCGUUCAAAUUUGUUCCCCAUGCGCAUCCUCUCUGCCGUUGUAUUAAGCGCUGCGUUCCUUGCAUCUGCGCAUAUGACAGAAACCCAGGAUGUAAACUCACCAGCCUCACAAUCUGCCCCCGCAGUGCUCACGCAGUCGCUGGAAACAACGAUAUCGACAGCGCCACCGACGAACACACGCUGCACUCCGCGAAGUUCCACCACGACAUACAAGCAGCACAAAGAUGUCCUGAGGGACUCACACAAUGCCUCCAAGACUGCAACCGGUUCGACCCUACCAGCCAUCAAGACGGCGAGACGGGUGCGUGGCUCGGGUGCCGUGCCUCCUGUAGCUUGCUCUGCACCCCAGAGCGAGGGGGCUGCUACAAAGGGUACUGCUGGGCCGGAUGCGCGACCGGAUUCCCCCUCUUUGAGGGAUAUGAGUGGUGCUACACGACGAAGAGCUACAGCCAGAGCUAUCAGUAUGUUACGUGCCGCAGCGAUGCUGAGUGUAAUGUCACUUGGAAGUGCGCGGGGCCGUGCGCCGCGUUUUAAAAGAAUAAUUGGGUAA